Molecule: messenger RNA, 1765 nt
Organism: Juglans microcarpa x Juglans regia
Lineage: Eukaryota; Viridiplantae; Streptophyta; Magnoliopsida; Fagales; Juglandaceae
Product: probable serine/threonine-protein kinase PBL23
Exons: 4
Coding region: 1-1002 (333 amino acids)
Biological process (GO): protein phosphorylation
Molecular function (GO): ATP binding; protein kinase activity
Source: RefSeq, a predicted model, not a curated record
AUGCAUUCCCAUUUUUAUCUAUUUGCAGGAAGCAGCAAGUAUAGGACUCUGGCUGAAGGGAUACUAAACGUCGGACAUGCAGAGAUUUCUGCUCGGGUUUUCACGUUUUAUGAAUUGGCUGCUUCAACUGACAACUUCAAUCCUGGUAGUCUGUUGGGCGAAGGUGGAUUUGGGAGGGUGUACAAAGGAUACAUAGAGAGCAUUGAUAAGGUUGUGGCUGUCAAGCAACUUGACAGAAAAGGAUUGCAAGGAACUAGAGAAUUCUUUGCGGAGGUUCUUAUGUUAAGUCUGGUUCAUCACCCAAAUCUUGUUAACUUGGUUGGAUAUUGUGCAGAUGGCGAUCAAAGAAUGUUAGUUUAUGAAUUCAUGGCCAAUGGGUCUUUGGAUAAUCACCUUCUAGAUUUAUCUCCAGAUGAAGAGCCUUUAGAUUGGUACACCAGGAUGAGAAUAGCUGAGGGAGCAGCUAAAGGACUAGAAUACUUGCAUGACUUUUCCAAACCACCGGUGAUUUAUCGCGACUUUAAAGCAUCUAACAUACUAUUAGAUGAGGAAUUCAGGCCGAAGCUCUCUGAUUUCGGACUUGCUAAGAUAGGUCCAACAGGAGGCAAGGACCAUGUAUCUACAAGGGUGAUGGGGACAUAUGGUUACUGCGCACCUGAGUAUGCUUCAACAGGUCAACUGACUACAAAGUCUGAUGUUUAUAGUUUUGGAGUUGUGUUUCUGGAAUUAAUCACAGGUAGAAGAUCUAUUGAUCCUGCAAGACACACUGAGGAGCAGAACCUUGUGACUUGGGCACAGCCACUUUUUAGUGACAGAAAAAAGUUUAUAUUAAUGGCCGACCCUCUGCUAAGAGGAAGGUAUCCUGUAAAGGGCCUCUAUCAAGCUCUUGCAGUUGCUGCAAUGUGUCUCCAACAGGAAGCUGACACCAGACCUUUGAUUGGUGAUGUUGUAACCGCUCUUGAGUAUCUAUCCAAGCCGAGAAAUGUGCUAGGGAUUCAUUAAAAACAUGACAGAACUAAAAUAAGCCUCAACUAGGAUGCGGACACCUGACCUUUGAUGUGUGAUAUAUUGUAACCGCUCUUGAGAAUCUGGCAAAGCCUGUAAAUGAUGAGAGAAGGUGCUACGAAUUCAGCAAAAUAAAAUGGAAUUGCAAUAGACCUCUACUUCUGUUUGUCUUUCUGGAUACAUGAAAACAUUGUACGAAUAAAAAAAGUUAUAAUAGUUUCAGUCCUAGUACGGAUCAAAUAAGUAAAAAUUCAUUCCUGCAUGGGAUGAGAGGUUCACAGACUUAGCAGCUUUCUGCUAUAGCUCAUAAUCUCUCUGAACGCCAUAUCAAUAGAAUCUAGCAAUCUAGAUUUGAUUCAAUCCUUUUUCAUUGUGUUGGAAGAUUGUGCUGAUCCUUGGUGGGAACUUCAGACACAGUAACAUUGCGGGCAAUUAAAGCUUUUGAGUCAUUGCAAGCUUUCAAACAUAUAGGAAUUACCAGGAUAGUUGUUGUCAUGUUGAUUUCCACAGCAGGCACACCACAAUCUCCAAGAGAAAACAAGAAACUCCAGCAUUUGGUACUAUACCACUCCAAGAAAGCACAAUCUUUGAAGAUUAUUAUCAGAUUUAGCCAUCAGCCUAGGAGCAUCUGAAACAGCAUGAUGUUCAAAAAGCUGUGCUUAAUGGAUCCUUACGCUCACUCUGACACCAUCAUUCAAAAAGAUUGCACUUAACAUAGGUGGAACUGACGAGAGAGAUAUCAUCCUAGAAGGUCUGGACU